Sus scrofa (pig) is the source of this 7955-nucleotide messenger RNA. The record is from RefSeq and is a predicted model, not a curated record. Lineage: Eukaryota; Metazoa; Chordata; Mammalia; Artiodactyla; Suidae.
GUCUCCAUUUCAGUGUGACUAUCUGAAAUGGAAGGUUUUCAUGCAUUCCACCAGGAGGGGGCGCUGUGUCCAUUGACUGUGAGGAGGGGUUGAGGCCUAUACUUUCCACAGAGGGGAGGUGAGGUGGGGUCUGGCAGGCUUUCUUCUGUGACCCAGGAUGCCUACAGGGGCUUCGCGGUGGCAGGGGUCUCUGCAGGCAGCUGGGAGAGGUUGUGUCUGCUCUGGAUCCCCCUGGGUGCUAGGUGGUACCUGUCAGCCCCCCUCUCUUCUAUCAAUGCUCCAUCAUCUUUGGAUUCAUGGGGGUUUUGGCUUCAGGACCUCAGGGGGCUCUGUCUGUGCAGACAGGAGCUGGGUUUCCUGACAAUGGAGAUGACCCUGGGAGGACAAUGUAAGGAGAACUGAGGAAAUAUGGGGAGAUGCUUCCUAGGUGGGACUGAGUUCUGAGGGUGCCUGCCUUCAGGGGAUACAAGAGGGGCUCCAUGUGGAAAACUGGGUUUUUGGUUGGAUUUGAGUGCAGUAGAGAAAUCAUGUGGUAGGUGGAGGCCAGGAUUCCCGGCACCGUUUCCAGUGGAGGCUGUCCUUCCCUGUGGUGUGUCCUUGUCCCCUUGUCCAAAGUUAACUGACCUCACCAUGAGGAUUUAGUUCUGGCUCACUGGUGUUCCUCUCCUCUGGGCAGCUGUUUUGCUGCCAGUGCCACCCUGUGUUGGUGACUGAAGCUUCACCGUAGAGUGUGAAGUGAGGGUGAGAGAUGCCUGCAGCCUGUUCUCUCUGAGGAUCCCUUUGGUUCUUUUGGGUUUCACACAAAGAACAGAAGGAUUUGCUCUAUGAUGGAAACAGCUUCAUGCUCCUGGUCUCUGAAGAUGGAGGCGCUGUUACCUGCAAACAGGUGGUCACACAGCAGAAACUUUUAUGAAUUCUUGUGGCCCUGGGAAGGAAGAGGAAGAAAAGGCCUAAGGACUCAGGGUCAUUUUGGAAGAAUUCUUAGAACAAAACUUCAUACAACCUUGAUGCAAUUCCAUGACCAGUAUUAAGAAAGAGCAUCAGAUGUGUGCUCCCAGAGACGCUGUCUGUUGUUCCUCAGGGAGCAUCAGUGUUGUUUCAUUAAGAGCUCCAGAGGAUUGUAAGGUGAGGCCAAGGAGGUGAGCAUGUGAGCUCCUGCAUGUGUUUGUGGGAGUUCCGAGCAAGCUUUAGCCCAAAGAGAGGCAAGAGAGUCUGCCCCAUAGGGCUUCUGAAGGGAAAAGUCAGUGCGGCCCCCAUACCCUAUGUGAGCCGAAUGUUGGGACAUCUGUAUGGGGAUGAACACAUGUAUCCAAGCAGGAACAAUCUCACUUUGUUCUCCUUGAAGGAAGGGACUGUUCCUGAAUCUUUUCUGAGACAAAGGCGGGAGAGUUUGGCCUUUUCAACAUUUCAAAGUUGGCCUUGGAAAUAUAGCUUGUGGGUGUGGUGGGCACAGGUGAAAUAGCUUUUACCUAUGAUGGUGGGUUCUCAAGAUGCUGAUGUGAUUCCUCCACACAGUACCGAUGAGAAAGUGACGCAGAGCUGGAGGAAGAAGAGGAGGAAAUGGCAGCUUCUCAGGGACUUCUGACAGUCGAGGAUGUGGCCAUCGAUUUCUCUCCAGAGGAGUGGGAAUGUCUGGACCUCGGUCAACGGCACCUGUACAGAGAUGUGAUGUUAGAGAUCUGUAGGCACCUGGUCUCCUUGGAGUAUGUUAUCUCUAAGCCAGACCUAGUUCGCUUGUUGGAGCAAAAGACAGAUCCCUGGGAUGUGAAGGGAAUGGAGACAGUAGCCAUACAGCCAGCUCUGUCUUCUCAUGACACCCAGGGUUUGAUGCCACCAAACCCAGGCAUGGAACUUUUCUUACAAACAGCGCUGCUGGGAGAAUUUGAAAGCUCACCUGUUGGUACUUUUGAUUCAGUUAGAGGCAGUGAAGGUAAGGUGGCAUGUGAAGGGCAGGAAGGUUGUUAUGAUGCACAUGCUCCUACUGGGACUUUUAUCCGUAUGGAAAAUGUUACUGCUAAAAGAGAUCAACGAUCUAAAUCAAACUGUGAGAAACUCCACUUUAAGUCAGUACCUUUGGCAGAAAAAUAUAUUUUUGUAAGCAAAGAUCCACGUUAUUUAUUGAAACAUAGAUCUUCUCUGAAAAGAAAUUUGGAAAAUCAGGAUCAUCCUAUAGACUGUAGUACAAAUGAUGAUGCAAAACAUGAAGGUAUGCUUGGACGAAACAUUCAUACAAACAUUUAUGAACACCAGAAGUUUCAAAAUGGAGGGCAGCCCCCCCAAAGUGAUCAAAUCGGGAGAUCUAAUAGCAAGGGUUCAUCAAUCUUCAACCAACAAAUAUUUCCUCAUUGUUCUGACAUCCCUAAUGUUGACACUAAAAGGGGGGUCUUGAUCCAACCAUCAUUAAUCAAUGGGUGUGAUAAUAUAGUUAAUAUCGACCAACAUGCCAUGUGUACUAAAGUGAGCAAGGCCUUCAGCAAGAGCUGUGUAUUCAGUAAUUAUAAGAGUAUACACACUGGAACAAGAAGUGAUGCCUGCAUUGAAUCUCAGACUAACUUUGACCCAGACUCAAAUCUCAUGAAAUGUCAGGGAUCUCAAUUUUCAGAGAACCAGUCAAUAAGAAAUCAACAUAGGAAUGUCAUUUCUCAAAGCUCAGAUCUCACAACAUUUCAGAGAAUUUGCAUUCGAGAGAAAGCUUGCCAUUUUCGUGAGUGCAGCCAAGUUUUUAGCCAGGCUUCAAGACUUACUCAACAUCAGCAUCAUCCUACCAGGAAGGAAGGAUGCAAGUGUGAAGAACAUGAGAAAGUCUGUAAUCAGUCAUUAAAUCUGCAAAGAGAAAGGAAAAAGCAAACUGGAGGGAAACCUGACAAAUGUGAAGAAUCUACAUCGUGUUCAGCCUUUACUAGACAUCAUCUAAUUCAUACCACAAAGAAGCCUCACAAAUGCACAGAAUGUGGCAAAGCCUUUAGAUGGCCUUCAUGUCUUUCUGAGCAUCAGAGAAUUCAUACUGGAGAGAAGCCUUACAAAUGUACAGAGUGUGGCAAAGCCUUUAGAUGCCGUUCAUAUCUUUCUGAGCAUCAGGGAAUUCAUACUGCAGAGAAGACGUACAAAUGUACAGAAUGUGGCAAAGCCUUUCAUUGGCAUUCAUCGUUUACUAAGCAUAAGAGGUCUCAUAAUAGAGAGAAGGCUUACAAAUGUACAGAAUGUGGCAAAGGAUUUAAUCAGCAUUCUCAUCUUACUGAGCAUCUGUGGUCUCAUACUGGAGAGAGGCCUUACAAAUGUACAGAAUGUGGCAAAGGCUUUACUCGGAAUUCAAUUCUUACUGAGCAUCUGAGGUCUCAUAAUGGAGAGAGGCCUUACAAAUGUACAGAAUGUGGCAAAGGCUUUACUCAGUGUUCAUCUCUUACUCGACAUCUGAGGUCUCAUACUGGAGAGAGGCCUUACAAAUGUGCAGAAUGUGGCAAAGGCUUUAAUCGGCAUUCUCGUCUUACUAAGCAUCUGAGAUUUCAUACUGGAGCAAAGCCUUUCAAAUGUACGGAAUGUAGCAAAGCCUUUAAUAGUCAAUCUCAUCUUACUGAGCACCUGAGAUCUCAUACUGGAGAGAAGCGUCACAAAUGUACAGAUUGUGGCAAAACUUUUCGUUAUCGUUCUCGUCUUAUCGAUCAUCAGAGCUCUCAUACUGGAGAGAAGCCUCACAAAUGUACAGAAUGUGGCAAAGGCUUUAAUCAGCAUUCAUCUCUUACUCUACAUCUGAGUUCUCAUACUGGAGAGAAGCCACACAAAUGUACAGAAUGUGGCAAAGCCUUUACUUGGCAUUCAUCUCUUACUCGGCAUCUGAAUUGCCAUGCUAAAGAGAAGCCUUAUGAAUGUACAGAAUGUGGCAAGGCCUUUCAUCAGAAAUAUCAUCUUACUCAGCAUUUGAGAUCUCAUACUGGAGAGAAGCCAUACAAAUGUACAGAAUGUGGCAAAGCCUUUCAUUGGUGUUCUUACCUUACUGAACAUCUGAGGUUACAUACUGGAGAGAAGCCAUACAAAUGUACAGAAUGUGGCAAAGCCUUUCAUUGGCAUUCAUCUCUUACUCAACAUCUGAGGUUUCAUACUGGAGAGAGUCUGUACAAAUGUACAGAAUGUGGCAAAGCCUUUCAUUGGCAUUCAUCACUUACUCAACAUCUGAAAACUCAUACUGGAGCAAAUCUUCACAAAUGUACAGAAUGUGGUAAAGCCUUCAAUUGUCAUUCUCGUCUUACUCAGCAUCUGCAUUCUCAUACUGGAGAGAAGCCUUACAAAUGUACAGAAUGUGGUAAAGGCUUUAACCGGAAUUCAUCUCUUACUGAGCAUCUGAGAUCUCAUACUGGAGAGAGACCGUACAAAUGUGCAGAAUGUGGCAAAGGCUUUACUCGGCAUUCAGUUCUUACUAAACAUCUGAGGUCUCAUACUGGAGAGAGGCCAUACACAUGUACAGAAUGUGGCAAAGGCUUUAAUCAGCAUUCUCAUCUAACUAAUCAUCUGAGAUCUCAUACUGGAGAGAAGCCUUACAAAUGUACAGAAUGUGGCAAAGGCUUUAACCAGAAUUCAUCUCUUACUGUGCAUGUGAUGUCUCAUACUGGAGAGAGGCCUUACAAAUGUGCAGAAUGUGGCAAAGGCUUUACUCAGCGUUCAUCUCUUACUCAACAUCUGAGAACUCAUACUGGAGCGAAGCCUUUCAAAUGUACAGAAUGUGGCCAAGCCUUUCGUUGGCAUUUAUCUCUUAGUCGGCAUCAGAGAUCUCAUUCUGGAGAGAAGUCAUAAAAAUGUACAGAAUGUGACAAAGCCUUUAUCAGCAGUCAGGUUUUUAUCAGCAUUGGUGACCUCACACUGGAGAGAAGUCUUACAAGAUGUACAAACUGACAAAACUAUUAAGUGGCAUACAAGCUUGACUCAACAUCAGGGAAUUCAUACUGGGUAAAAACCAUACAAAUGUAAUCAAUGUGGCCAAGCCUUUACAUUUUGCCUUUUUUUUUUUUUACGGGCCUCACCUGUGACAUAAGGAGCUUCCCAGGCUAGGGGUCUAAUCAGAGCUGUAUCCACCAGCCUACACCACAGCCACAGCAAUGCAAGAUCCGAACCAAGUCUGCAACCUACAACACAGCUCACAGCAACACCGGAUACUUAACCCACUGAGCAAGGUCAGGGAUCAAAUGUGUAACCUCAUGCUUCCUUGUCAGGUUCGUUGACCACUGAGCCAUAAUGGGAACUUCUGGCCAAGCCUUUACCUAUCAAUUGUAUCUCAUUCAACAUCAGAGAGUUCAUAGAACAAGGAAGCCUUACAAAUAUAAAAAAUGCGACAGAUCCUAUAAAGAACAUUUAGUCCUUUCUAGACAUCAGGAAAUACAUACUAGGGAAAAACUUGAGAGAUGUGGAGAAUGUGACAAAGCCCUUCAUCAGAGUUUUCACCUGUCUUAACAUCAGAAAAUGUACAAUGGAGGGAAAUCUUCCCAGUGUAAUAUGUGAUGAAGGAUGUUUCUACUAAGUACACACUUUAGAGAACACCAGAGAGUUCUUACAGGAAGGAAACAUUAAUGAUGUGAAAAUUAUAGGGGAAUGUUUGUUGAAAAUCAACUCUAAUUCCAUAAAGGGAAUGCAUAGGAGAAUGAAUUCAGUCAAUAACUCUUUGGAAAUUGCUCUAACUCAGAAUUUAAACAAAUAAGCCACAUGGAGUUCCCAUCGUGGCUCAGGGUUAAUGAAUCUUACUAGGAACCAUGAGGUUGCGGGUUCGAUCCCUGGCCUUGCUCAGUGGGUUAAUGUUCCGGCAUUGCUGUGAGCUGUGGUGUAGGUUGCAGACAUGGCUCAGAUCCUGCGUUGCUGUGGCUCUGGUGUACGCCAGUGGCUACAGCUCUGAUUGGACCCCUAGUCUGGGAAUCUCCACAUGCCACGGGAGCGGCCCAAGAAAUCACAAAAAGACAAAAAAUAAAUUAAAAAGCCACAGUGGAAACACUAAAAACAUCAGUAUGGACAAGAGGAUUAAGGGGAGGAAUGUUUGGGCUGGUAUUAUUCUCAUCAGUGUAUCUCUAUGGACAUUAUCUGGGUUUAUUAGACAAAAAAAAAUGCUUGUAAUUCAAAUCUCAAAUUACUAAAUGCUAUGCGUUUUAUUCCUAGUAUGUAUGUGAAUUUUGUUUCUCAUGGUUGUGGCUUCAAAGAUAAGAGGAGCCCUUCCACAUUAGGUGAGGAAUAUUUCUAUCUAAUACUCCAUGGAAGUUUAGGGACCCUGUCAUAUAAAUGUGCAAGAAAAACCUAAAUGGAGAUGGUAUGUACGAUUGAUUUAAAAUCACCAUUUUUUAGUGUUUUGGAAAUCAUUCUUUGGAAUUAUGUAACAAGAUCACUCCACAAUUGAAAUAUCUGUUCCAACUGCUUUUUCAUGUUAAAAAGAUGUCAGUUUGUACAAAAUCUGAUAUAUCUUCAUAAAAGAAGUAGAACUCAUGCAUCUCUGUUGACAUGUUUGAAAUAAAGAUGUCGUCACAGUUAUUCAAGAAAAAUAGAGUUAACUCUUUGCUUAAUAGUUAUAAAACUAAUGUGUAUCCGUGUUCACUAAAGAAUUCGCCUCUGUUGUGUAAACCCUAGAAAUCAAAAGCCUCAGAGCAAUGUAUUUGAAGGACAAGAAUGCUUCUGAUUUCUGAUAUUCUGCAUUUUGAUCUAGGAUCAUACAGUGCAUUGUGAAAAGUUUCAUGUGCAUUAUUUGUGAAAUCAGUAUAUUUUAUUUAAUGAAACUGAAUGGUUUUUUUAACAUGGUAAAUUGAUGACUAAUUAAUGAAGUAUCACACCACUGGGAUGAAACCAUCUGACAUUACUAAAGGUUUUAGGUGACAGAUGGUAACAAUAACCUAUUUGAUUAAAAUCUAGGAUGACAUCUAUAAUUAACUCCUUUUCCCACUGGCCUCAAAACUCAAAUAUUUUUUUUGUGUGUGUCAUAAGUUGUAUAUGGUAUUUGAUUUUUUUAAGGACUGGCAUGUCAUGAUGGUUAUAAUAAGGAUUAUCAGUAGGAUUGUUGAAAACUUACCUAAACUGUGUCCUGAUAUUGCUUCAUCAGCAGUCAUUUGGUGUACCUGGGCAGCCUGCAGGUAACAUGAACUGACACACCAGCCAUUCCUGUGAGCAUAUGCACUAGAAAAAAGCUGCAAACUCAGAAGCAAAUGCAAGUUCUUCCUCUGUCUCCCUAGCAGCCCUUGUGAUCCACAGACUUCCAGACAAAUUCUGGUUCCUCUUUUCAUGGGUGCCUUCAAUAAGACUCCUCAGAGUAUGAAAAUCCUACUCAUUUGGGUUUUCAUUCAACAAUAUGCACUUGUACCAGGAAGCCCCCCACAUUUCAAUCAUUGUCCCUGAUAAAUGCAUGCACCAAAUUACUGCCGCUACCUCACCCUGCAUCUUGCUUUGGGCUUCAGACAUGGACCAGCUAUUGAAUAUUUUAGGAAAUUUGAGUCCUAAACUCAUCUACUUUUAUUUCUGUUGUUGAACCUGUGCUCCCCAUGCAUUUGUGGGUGUUCAUUUUAAAGAUGUUAAUUUGGCAAAGUCACAAGAACAAUGAACAUCCAGACUUUGAAAUUCUGAGACAAUAUUUCUAUUUGACCCAUCUUAUUUUCAUGGUUUUGUAUACAGGGAAUGCCAUAUGGAGAUAUAUGGAGAUAGAAGUAAGAAGACUACAAAGGAAGAGGGUGUGUGUACACACUUUAAAAAGAAUGUAGACAUAUUGGAUCACAAUUUUGUCUACAUUAAAUUGAAUAGAUUAUUUUCACAUCUCUUGAGACCUGGUGGGAGAUGCUUCCCAUGCAGAUCCUGUCUUUUUUGCUUGCCUAUUCAUCAUGGAAAUGAUUGACUUUUUUAUUUGUUAAAAUUCAUGAACCAUUUCAUUUAGGAUAUGCGCAGGCAUUUGCAGAAUGGUUUUCAUUAAAUGUAAUGAUAUACAGAAAUUACUUUGAAGAUGAGAG